GUUUCCCAGGAAACAGCUCCGGCCCUGCCCGAGGAUCGAUCGAUCGAUCGUCGUUAAUGAUUCCCCGGGUUAAUGAUCCCCCAUUUACAGCCCCGGACGGGGCUGAUUGGCCUUGUGGCUGUCAGACCAGCUGGGCCCUGCCAGGAAAGUGCCUGCCCCAGGGGUGCCACCCCAUAUAAAACAGGCUGGGCUGUGUCAGGGACACCCCUCUGCCACCAUGGUGGAGUCCCUGGCGCUGCCCAGCGCCCUCCUGGCAGCCCUGCUGGCAGUGGCCUCCCCGUCCUUCACCCCGAUCCACCGCGCCGGGUACUGUGCCUUCUACGGCGAGUGCGGGCGCAACCCCGAGGUGAACGUGUCGCUGGUGCCCUCCAACGUGCCCUGCCUGUCCAACACCCCUGCCCGGGAGGCUACGGGGCCCUUGCUGGACCUGCUGCGCACCGUAUGCCCGGACCUGGUGCGGGGGGACAACGAGACCACCCUGGUGUGCUGCACCUAUGGGCAGCUCAGCGCGCUCCAGCUCAGCGUCGCGCUCUCGGGCACCGUCCUGGCACGGUGCCCGUCCUGUGCCCGCAACUUUGCCAACCUGUACUGCCACAACACCUGCAGCCCUGACCAGAGCCUGUUCACCAACGUGACGCGGGUGGUGAACCGCACGGUGGUGCCCGGGGUGCCCCGCGUGGCAGUGGUGGAGUACCAGAGCUUCUACCGACAGCGCUUCGCCGACGCCGCUUUCUCCUCGUGCCGAGGGGUGCGGCUCCCGGCCACCGGCGGCUUCGCCAUCGCCACCAUGUGCGGACGCUACGGUGCCCAGCUCUGCACCACCCAACGCUGGCUGGACUUCCAGGGCGACAAAAACAACGGGCUGGCACCGCUACAGAUCAACUUCCAGCUGGUGCCCAACGGCACCGAGCCGGGCGAUGCCAUCGAGCCGCUGGACGUGCGGGUCUGGCGCUGCAGUGAGGCGCCAAGUGAGGAUGAAGAGCCCUGCUCGUGCCAGGACUGUGCCGAGUCCUGCCCAUCAGUGGUGCCCCCCACAGACCCACCGCCCCCGUUCCGGCUGGGCGAGGCCGAUGGUGUCCUGGUCCUCUGUAUUCUGCUCUUCGGCUUCCUCGCCAUGACUUUCCUCGUGUCUCUGAUGUGUCAGCGGCGCUCCAAGGGAGCGACGGUGCCGCAGGCUGUGCCCACUGCCCGCGGGUGCUCGGAGCGGGUGGGCAAUGCCAGUCACCGGGCCCUUGCGCAGGCGUUCCGCUGGUGGGGGACAUGGGUGGCCGCACAGCCCGUGAUAGUGCUGGUGGUGGCCGUGGUGGUGGCCGGGGGGCUCUCGGCCGGGCUGGUGACCCUCCGGCUCACCACGGACCCUGUGGAGCUCUGGUCUGCGCCGGGCAGCCGUGCCAGGCAGGAGAAGACCUUCCACGACCAGCACUUCGGGCCCUUCAUGCGCACCAACCAGAUCAUUGUGACGGCACCGGGCAAGGCUGGGUCUCUCUACGACUCCGUGGUCUUCGGAGCCAAGAACUUCAGUGGGGUCCUGGCUCAGGAUGUACUGUGGGCGCUGCUGGAGCUGCAGGAGCGGCUGGCGGGCAUUGAGGCCUGGGCACCGCAGGCGGGCAGGAACGUGACGCUCAGGGAUGUGUGUUAUGCCCCCCUGAACCCUACAGAGCCCACCCUGGGCGACUGCUGUGUCAACAGCGUCACCCAGUACUUCCAGAACAACCGCUCUCACCUGGCACUCACCGCCCUGCAGGAGGAUGGCAAAGAGACGGGCACCGUGGACUGGCGCGACCACCUCAUCUACUGCGUCAACUCCCCGCUCUCCUUCAAGGACAUCACGGCGCUGGAGCUGAGCUGUACGGCUGACUAUGGCGGGCCCGUGUUCCCAUACAUCGCCUUCGGGGGAUACCAGGACUCAGAGUACACGGAGGCCGAAGCUCUGAUCAUCACGUACUCCCUGAACAACUUCCCCAGCGGUGACCCCCGGCUCGAGUGGGUUCUGAGCUGGGAGCGCCAAUUCCUCGAAGUGGUUCAGGAUUUCCAGCGCUCACACAGCCUCAACCUGUCGGUCACUUUCAUGGCCGAGCGCUCCCUGGAGGACGAGAUCAACCGUACGAGCGGGGAGGACCUGCCGGUGUUCGCAAUCAGCUACCUGCUGGUGUUCGCCUACAUUGCCCUGGCCCUGGGCGAGUACACGGCCUGGAGCCGCGUGCUGGUGGAUUCGAAGGUGACGCUGGCAGUAGGGGGCAUCAUCGUGGUCCUGGGGGCCGUGAUGGCCUCCAUGGGGUUCCUGGCACUGCUGGGGGUGCCUUCGUCCCUCAUCAUCCUCGAGGUCGUGCCCUUCCUCGUGCUCGCUGUGGGCGCUGACAACAUCUUCAUCUUCGUGCAGGAGUUCCAGCAGUCACAGCGGGAGCCAGGCGAGACGCGGGAGCAGCACCUGGGGCGGGUGCUGGCACAGGUGGCACCCAGCAUGUUGUUGUGCAGCAUCUCCGAGACCAUCUGCUUCCUCCUGGGUGCCCUCUCAUCCAUGCCUGCCGUGCGAACCUUCGCCCUCACGGCCGCCCUCGCCAUCGCCUUCGACUUCCUGCUCCAGAUGUCGGGGUUUGUGGCACUGGUGGCACUGGACACCCGGCGGCAGGAGGUACCACCCGGGGGGCUCUGUGGGAUGGGACAUGGGGGCUGGAGGGGACCAGGGGGUUUGGGAGCGAAUUUGGGGGCUGGGGGUUCCCGGGGGAAGCUGGAGGGUGUCUAGGGUGCUGGAGGUCCCUGACCAGGUACCCUCCAGGUGCUGCUGUUCCUGUUCCUGGCCUGUGCCGGGCUAUUCCUGAUGUUCCAGGUGUCAGUGGGGCUGGACCAGGAGCUCGCGCUGCCCAAGGACUCGUACAUGCUGCAGUACUUCUCGGCACUGAACCAGUACCUGGCUGUGGGAGUGCCCACCUACUUCGUCACCACGGGCGGGUACAACUUCUCUUCUGCCAACGGCACCAACGGCAUCUGCUCCAGCGCCGGCUGUGACCCCGAUUCGCUCACCCAGACCAUCCAACACGCCACCAGCUUCCCCAAUGUGUCCUACCUGGCCAUCCCAGCCACCUCCUGGGUGGACGAUUUCCUGGACUGGCUUAACCCCACGAGCCGCUGCUGCCGCAUCCACCAGUUCGGGCAGCACAAGGGGGAGUUCUGCCCCUCCACCAACAAUAACCUGAGCUGUUUCGGGGGGCGGUGCCUGAAGGUGCUCCGGCGCCCCACGGCCGAGGAAUUCCAGCGCUUCCUGCCCUGGUUCCUGCAAGACCGGCCCACCCUGCAGUGUGCCAAGGGGGGCCUGGGCGCUUACGACACUUCCGUGAGCAUGACCGAGAACGGCACCAUCCUGGCCACCCGGUUCAUGGCGUACCAGCGCCCACUGCGCACCUCGCAGGAGUACACGGCGGCUCUGCGGGCAGCCCGCGCCCUGGGCGACACCCUGACCCGCACCCUGCGCAGGGUGCCCGGCACAGACCCCCACUUCAGGGUGUUCCCCUACACGGUGACGUAUGUGUACUACGAGCAGUACCUGACGGUGGUGGCCGAGGGGCUGGUGACACUGGCACUGUGCCUGGUGCCCACCUUUGCCGUGUCCUUCCUGCUGCUGGGCAUGGACCUGCGCUCCAGCUGUGCCACCCUGAUCACCAUCACCAUGAUCCUGCUGGACACCGUGGGGGCCAUGGCUCUCUGGGACGUGCCCUACAACGCCGUCGCCCUCAUCAACCUUGUAGCGGCCGUGGGCAUCUCAGUGGAGUUUGUGUCCCACAUCACGUGCGCCUUCGCCCGCAGUGCCCAGCCCAGCAGGGUGGCACGAGCCGCCGAGGCCACCAUCACCAUGGGCAGCAAGGUGGUGGCCGGGGUGGCCAUGACCAACCUGCCUGGGGUGGUGGUCCUGGCCUUCGCCAAGGCCCAACUCAUCCAGAUCUUCUUCUUCCGCCUCAACCUCAUCAUCACCCUGGUGGGGUUGGCACAUGGCCUGGUCUUCCUGCCCGUGCUCCUCAGCUACAUCGGGCCCUGUCCACAGGUGCCAGCAGGGGACACGCCGGGGGACACACAGGGUGCAGGGCUGGGCCUUGGCAACCCCUACUUCAAGGACAAGGACAAAGACAAGCCCGAGAAGGGCUGAGCCCCCCUGGCCCCUCUCGCUCCUCCCUUGCCCCCACUGCUGCUGCUGUUCUAUUUAAACUGGUUUUCUCAGA
Empidonax traillii (willow flycatcher) is the source of this 4211-nucleotide messenger RNA. It is a transcript of the gene NPC1L1, whose product is annotated as NPC1 like intracellular cholesterol transporter 1. The record is from RefSeq and is a predicted model, not a curated record. Gene Ontology annotation, cellular component: membrane. The transcript is spliced from 19 exons. NCBI's taxonomy places the organism in Eukaryota, Metazoa, Chordata, Aves, Passeriformes, Tyrannidae.